This is a messenger RNA of Dentiscutata erythropus, 462 nucleotides long. The record is from the annotation of a GenBank genome assembly. NCBI's taxonomy places the organism in Eukaryota, Fungi, Glomeromycota, Glomeromycetes, Diversisporales, Gigasporaceae.
AUGACAAGAGCGACAAAAAUGUCUUCAUCUAAUUUUUCAUAUAGUGGUCCAUCAGCUUCUCUCUCUCGUAUUCCAUAUAAAAAAUUGGAUCCAAAACGACGACAAACAAUCAAAUCGUUUAAAAAAGGUGUAAAGUUGCAACUUCAAAUUAUGAUUCAAAAGCAUUAUAAACAAUGGAAAAAAGCUUCAGGAAUUUUUGAUUUGUCAAGAAAAGAUUUACGCCGAAAAGCAAUGGAGUCCAUUUUCGAACCUUUUGAAUUAUUGGUAGACAACACUUUGUAUGGUAGAAAUUUCCAAAAGAAAAAUGAUGGAUUGAUUGGAGGGGUGAAAAAUAUAAUUAUCUCAUACACAAAAUAUAAUGAACAAAAAGAAGCAGAGAAGCAAAGAAUCAGUAAUAUGGAAGAUAUGAUUGAAAAGUUUCUGAUUUUCCACGAUCAAAUGAUAAUAGAUACUGUUAUAUAA